GUAACACGUGUUCCUAUAUUAGACUUAUAUAUAAAUAUUAAACAUGACAUCGCACGAAAUGGAAGUAGAAGAGGAAAACGAAGAAAAACUGAAAAAUUUUUAUGAAUUAGAAUUAGACGAUAGAAUUUUAAAGGCUGUUGCAAAACUAGGUUGGUUAGAACCUACAUUAAUACAAGAAAAAGCGAUACCGUUAAUGAUAGAGGGAAAAGAUGUAUUGAUUCGAGCUCGCACAGGAUCAGGCAAAACAGCUGCAUUUGCAAUUCCACUUAUUCAAAAAAUUUUAUCAAAUAAACAAAGACAAAGGAAACAAGAAAUUAAAGGCCUUAUUGUAGCUCCAAGUAAAGAGCUAUGCAAGCAAAUAAAUGAUGUAAUAGUCAGUUUAACAAUAAAAUGUAGUAGAGAAGUAAAAGCUAUUGAUGUCAGUCCACAAGUAGAUCUUAGUGCACAAAAAGUAUUAUUAACUGAGAACCCUGAUAUUGUUAUUGGUACUCCAAGUAGAUUGUUACAGCAUUUGAAAGCAAACAAUAUGAAAUUGAAACAAUCUCUUGAAACAUUAAUAAUUGAUGAAGCUGAUUUGGUAUUUUCUUUUGGAUAUGAGGAUGAAAUAAAAAAUUUAUUGAAAUAUUUGCCAACAAUAUAUCAAGCAGCUUUAGCUUCUGCAACAUUAUCUGAAGAUGUAACAACACUUAAAAAAUUGGUACUUCAUAACCCAGCAAUUUUAAAAUUAGAAGAGCCUCCAUUAGCUCCAUUAUCUCAGUUAACACACUACAGUCUUGCUGCUGAGGAAAAUGAAAAAGCUACUAUUUUGUAUGCUUUGUUGAAAUUGCAUUUAAUUAGGGGAAAAACAAUUAUAUUUGUAAAUACAGUAGACAGAUGUUACAAGUUAAAAUUAUUUCUAGAGCAGUUUGGUAUUCCUACUUGUGUAUUAAAUUCUGAGUUACCAGCAGUUUCAAGAUGUAGAGCAGUUACACAAUUUAAUACUGGGACAUAUGAGAUUAUAAUAGCAUCAGAUGAAAAGUCCUUGGAAGAACCUCAUAUAAUAAAAAUUAAAAAAGGAAAACGAAGAAAAGACAAAGAAUCCGGUGUUGCACGCGGUAUCGAUUUUCAGUUUGUGGCCAAUGUAAUUAAUUUCGACUUUCCUCCGGAUGUAAACUCGUAUAUUCAUAGAGCUGGUCGUACCGCUCGAGGAAAUAAUGAAGGAACAGCAUUGAGCUUUGUAUCAAUAAGAGAAAGACCUCUCCUGGAAGAAGUUGAAGCAGAAUUAAAACACUGUUACAAUCGCGACACUUUAUUUAAAACGUACCAAUUCAAGUUAGAAGAAGUCGAAGGUUUUCGAUAUCGAGCAAGAGAUGCCUGGAAAGCGGUAACGAGAAUAGCUGUUCGCGAAGCACGUUUAAAAGAAAUAAAACAAGAAGUACUUAAUUGUGAGAAAUUAAAAAGCUACUUCAAUGAUAAUCCAAGAGAUCUGCAGUCAUUGAGACAAGAUAAAGCAUUGCAUACUGUAAAACUACAACCACACCUGAAAGAUGUGCCUGAAUACAUAGUUCCACCCACUUUGAAAAGGUUUAUUGGUAAAAGAAAGAGGAAGUUUAACAGAGAGGCAGCAGCAUCCAGGCCUACAGCUGCAAAAUUAAGACAUCAAGCACGUGCAUCAAAUCCCCUAGUUAGUUUACAAAUAAAGAAAUAA
Molecule: messenger RNA, 1687 nt
Organism: Habropoda laboriosa
Lineage: Eukaryota; Metazoa; Arthropoda; Insecta; Hymenoptera; Apidae
Gene: Hlc
Product: probable ATP-dependent RNA helicase DDX56
Exons: 6
Coding region: 44-1687 (547 amino acids)
Cellular component (GO): nucleolus
Molecular function (GO): ATP binding; RNA helicase activity; nucleic acid binding
Source: RefSeq, a predicted model, not a curated record